GAGAGAGCGUGUCCGCUGCCCAAUGACAGAGCAGGAUGCUGAGAGAGGCUGCUGGGGUGAAUGGAGGCGACAAGAUGCCGUCUAGAGCGGCGAAGGAGAGGAAUUAACAUCGAUCAAGAUCUUACUUCGAUGCGCUCCACCUAUUAGGGCAUGAAAUAAGUCACCCAUGUGUGGUUCAGAGUGUCAGAGCAGGCUCAUUACAGCGCGCUCCUGUUAAGGACCCUCUGGUGGCUACACCGCCGAUUCACAGGACAUGUACGGCAGUGCCAGAGCUGUAGGCCAUAUAGAGAGCAGCCCCGCACGGUCCCCGCGCCUGCCAAGGUCCCCCAGACUGGGCCAUCGGAGGGCCAACAGUGGGGGCGGGGGUGGUGCGGGGGGCAAGACGCUCUCCAUGGAGAACAUCCAGUCCCUCAACGCUGCCUACGCUACUUCGGGGCCCAUGUACCUGAGCGACCAUGAGGGCGUGGGCUCCACUGCCACCUAUCCAAAAGGCACUAUGACUCUGGGUCGCGCCACCAGCCGGGCCAUGUACGGGGGCCGCGUCACAGCUAUGGGCAGCAGUCCUAACAUUGCUUCAGUGGGACUGCCUCAUCAUGCUGACCUUCUGUCAUACAGUGACCUGGGUUCCCUCUCCAUGCUGCACCACCACCACCAUCAGGGGGUGCCCUCUGCCUUGCUGAGGCAGGCAGUGCGGGGCAGUGGGGGGGAGCUGCUGGAGAUGCAGGCCCAGCUCAGGGAUAUGCAGAGGGAGAAUGAGCUGCUGCGCAGAGAGCUUGAUCUGAAAGACAGUAAGUUGGGAUCUUCCACCAACAGCAUCAAGAGCUUCUGGAGUCCCGAGCUGAAGAAAGAGAGAAUUAUGAGGAAAGAGGAGGCGGCUCGCACAUCAAUCCUGAAAGAACAGAUGAGAGUCACUCAUGAGGAGAACCAGCUGCUGGAUGCCAGGAGAACCAAGCAUCUUCAGAUGACCAUCCAGGCUCUGCAAGACGAGCUGCGCACACAGCGAGACCUGAACCACCUGUUGCAGCAGGAAAGUGGCAACCGCUCGGCCUCUGAGCACUUCACCACUAUUGAGCUGACGGAGGAGAACUUCCGUCGGUUACAGGCCGAACAUGACAGACAGGCCAAGGAGCUCUUCUUGCUUAGAAAGACCCUAGAGGAGAUGGAGCUGAGGAUCGAGACCCAGAAACAGACACUGGGUGCCAGAGAUGAAUCCAUCAAAAAGCUGCUGGAGAUGCUGCAGAGUAAAGGGCUGCCCCCGGGGCCAGGCAGGGCAUCCGAGGAGGAGGAGCAGGAGAGAGCCAGGCGCAUUGCUGAGGCAGAGGCCCAGCUCGGACAUCUGGAGGUCAUUCUUGAUCAAAAGGAGAAGGAGAACAUUCAUCUGCGAGAGGAACUGCACAGAAGAAAUCAGCUGCAUCAGGAUCCGAGCAAGACCAAGGCACUGCAGACCAUCAUAGAGAUGAAAGACACCAAAAUUGCCUCUCUGGAGCGCAACAUUCGAGAUCUGGAGGAUGAGAUCCAAAUGCUGAAGGCGAACGGCUUAUUGAACACAGAGGACAGAGAGGAGGAGAUUAAACAGAUGGAGGUCUACAAGAACCACUCAAAGUUUAUGAAGACCAAGAUUGACCAGCUGAAGCAGGAGUUGUCAAAGAAGGAGUCGGAGCUGCUGGCUCUGCAGACAAAACUAGAGACCCUCAACAAUCAGAACUCAGACUGCAAACAGCAUAUCGAGGUGCUCAAAGAGUCUCUCACUGCCAAGGAGCAACGUGCUGCCAUCCUGCAAACAGAGGUGGAUGCUCUGCGUCUGCGUCUGGAGGAGAAAGAGUCCUUCCUGAACAAGAAAACCAAGCAGCUCCAGGACCUGACAGAGGAGAAGGGCACUCUUGCUGGAGAAAUCAGGGAUAUGAAAGACAUGCUAGAGGUCAAAGAAAGGAAGAUCAACGUCCUGCAGAAGAAGAUUGAAAAUCUGCAGGAGCAGCUGCGGGACAAAGACAAGCAGCUGGGCAACCUGAAGGACAGGGUCAAGUCUCUGCAGACCGACUCCAGUAAUACAGACACUGCCCUGGCCACCCUGGAGGAAGCGCUGUCAGAGAAGGAGCGGAUUAUAGAGCGUUUAAAGGACCAAAGGGAGAGAGAAGACAGAGAACGGCUGGAAGAAGUGGAGUCGUAUAAGAAGGAGAACAAGGAUCUAAAGGAGAAAGUCAACGGCCUGCAGAUAGAAUUAACAGAGAAAGAGUCCAGUCUUAUCGAUUUGAAGGAGCAUGCUUCAUCCCUGGCAUCUUCUGGCCUCAAGAAGGAUUCAAAGCUCAAGUCUCUGGAGAUCGCCAUCGAGCAGAAAAAAGAGGAGUGUAGUAAGUUGGAGACGCAGUUGCAGAAGCAAGCUGAGCAGCUAUUCAGUCACAUGAACAAUCCUAAGGCCCAUGAAGUGGAGCAGCAGUCCGGCUCCAGGGGGAACCCAGAGUACGUGGACCGAGUGAAACUGCUGGAGAAGGAGGUGAGCUACUACAAAGACGAGGCCAACAAGGCUCAGACGGAGGUGGAGAGGCUCCUGGACAUCCUGCGAGAGGUGGAGACGGAAAAAAAUGAUAAGGACAAGAAGAUUGCUGAGUUGGAAAGUCUAGCUCCCAGACAAGGAGGCAAAGACCAGACUAAAAAGGGUCCAAACAUCAAACUGGGACCACAGGGGGACAAGAAAGGCUUAGGACAAGACCCUCGUAAGGACGGCUCCAUGGACGGUGGCCACCACUUGAAGCUGGAGGAGCUGAUGAACACGCUGGAAAGGACGAGGCAGGAGCUGGAUUCCACCAAGCAGCGUCUCUCCUCCACACAGCAGUCACUGCAGGAGAGGGACACCCACCUCACCAACAUGAGACAGGAGCGUAGGAAACAGCUGGAGGAGAUCCUGGACAUGAAACAAGAAGCUCUGCUGGCAGUCAUCAGCGAGAAAGAUGCUAAUAUUGCACUGCUGGAACUGUCUGCCUCCAAUAAAAAGAAGACCCAGGAGGAGGUGAUGGCCCUCAAGAGGGAGCGGGACAAACUGAUGCACCAGCUGAAACAACAUCCUCAAGUCAUGUCAGGUCUUCAAGGAGUCAAGUCUCAAACACAAAGCAGAAUGAAGCUGAUAGCAGACAACUAUGAAGAUGAGCAAUAUCAUCCACACGGUCCUCACCACCCCCAGCCUCAGCCUCCACAUGCUCAGCCUCAGUCCCAGCCCCAGCCCCAGUACCCUCAUGCUCCCCACGGACAGCAGACUCCAUAUCCACACGCCCUACAUCCGCAACACCCACAGCACCCGCAGCACUCACAGCACCCGCAACAUCCGCAGCACCUGCAGCACGCACAAGCUCCCCCACAGCACCCACACCCCCAGCAGCCCCAACCCCAGUAUCCUCACCCUCCUCACCCGCAGCACCCCCAGCAGCACCCUCAGCACUCCCAGCAGCACCCUCAGCACCCCCAGCAGCACCCUCAGCACCCCCAGCCACCUCCCCAGCACCAACAGCACCCACGACCCCCACAGCCCCAACACCCUCACCAACAGCACCCACACACCCACAUGGCCCGCCCCAGCAAGGACCCCACCCCCAACAUCCACACCCCCAGCAUCCUCAACACCCUCAGCACCCACACCACGCUCAACAUCCACGUCACCCGUCGCCGCAUCAUCGUGGAGGACCAGCCCGAGGACCCCCACACGGCGGUCACCGCCCCGCUCCGGACCAGUUUCUAA
Molecule: messenger RNA, 3727 nt
Organism: Larimichthys crocea (large yellow croaker)
Lineage: Eukaryota; Metazoa; Chordata; Actinopteri; Sciaenidae
Gene: erc2
Product: ELKS/RAB6-interacting/CAST family member 2
Exons: 21
Coding region: 254-3727 (1157 amino acids)
Biological process (GO): maintenance of presynaptic active zone structure; neuromuscular synaptic transmission; regulation of synaptic plasticity
Cellular component (GO): cytoskeleton of presynaptic active zone
Molecular function (GO): structural constituent of presynaptic active zone
Source: RefSeq, a predicted model, not a curated record